Triticum turgidum subsp. durum (durum wheat) is the source of this 621-nucleotide messenger RNA. NCBI's taxonomy places the organism in Eukaryota, Viridiplantae, Streptophyta, Magnoliopsida, Poales, Poaceae. The record is from the annotation of a GenBank genome assembly.
AUGGGUUAUGCCAAGAAGACCUUACCAUUCUUUCUAGGCAACCUUGAUUUAAUACUCGACAUGAUUCCGGGGGACAUGGUGGUGAAUGCUAUGAUGGUUGCCAUGGCAGCACACUCAGAUGAUCAAAAAGGUCAGAUCAUCUACAACGUAACUUCGUCAGUAAGCAACCCAGCACCCUCAGGCCUAGUCAUAGAUGCAAUGCACCGUUACUUCUUUGAGAACCCGCCAUGCAAAGGGAACGGUGGGCGUGUUCGGCUGAAGAAAAUGCGAUUCUUUAGCAUGCUCACGCAGUUGAGAUUGUACAUGGCCAUCAAGUACAAGCUUCCCCUCGAGAUGCUUCGCCUAGUGAGCAUCGCACUCUGCGGCAUUUUCUCAGAAUGCUACAACAAGCUCAAUGGAAAAUACAGUUUCAUCAUGCAGAUGAUCGAGCUCCACGCACCAUACACCUUGUUCAAAGGGUGCUUUGAAGACACGAACUUGGUGAAGCUAAGGACGACGAUGAAUAAGGACGAUCAAAUUAACAAUGGAGCAUAUUACUUUGACUUUGAUCCCAAGUCCAUAAACUGGGUUGAUUAUUUCUAUGGUGUACACAUUCCUGGUGUGCUUAAAUAUUGUAUUUAA